AUGCAGAGUAACACUGAUUCCAGCGGCACCAGUGGCACGUACAGUCAAACGGUCGGCCUUCUAUACGUGUUCAAUUUGAUCGUCGGAACUGGGGCGUUGGCACUCCCUAAGGCAUUUCAAUCGGCUGGAUGGCUCCUCAGUAUCAGUCUGCUUACAUUUUCGGCGUUCAUGAGCUACGUCGCCGCCACAUUCGUCAUUGAAGCUCUCUCCGUCGCCAACGCAGUGCUCUCCAAAAAACGGCGUGUUGAGUAUGACGACGUCGUUGUCGCUGAUGGACCAUCAACCUUUGAGAUCGCUAAGAAAGUUGAAGUGAGCGAAAUGGCAUCCAUGUUCUUGUCCAAGGUCUCACUGGUGUUUUCUUACUUUGCGAUCAUUAUCUACUUGUUUGGUGAUCUUGCGAUUUAUUCGACCACCGUCCCGAAGUCAGCUAUGAACAUUGUUUGCUCUACUAUCAAUGCGACAAUUGUAAAGUCCUCGGAUCCAUGCCACGAGUCGUGGCCAGAAAUUCUGACCCGCAUGACAGUCUACCGAUUCUUCGUGAUCGUUUUUGUAGUGGUUGUGUGCCUCCCAAUGGUCAUCGCCGGGAUUACCAAAACUCGUCACAUCCAAAUCAUGACUACUCUCUCAAGAUGGGCUGCAUUCAUUCUGAUGAUCUCAUUGGCCACGAUGCAGUUGUCCAGUCAAGGAGCCGCUGCUCAUCCGCCAGCGUAUAAUUUCCAUGGAUUCGGAUCACUUUUUGGUUGUGCGGUGUACGCCUUCAUGUGUCAUCACAGUAUUCCAUCCUUGAUCACUCCAAUGAGAACUAAAGAAAACGUGUUUGGAAAAAUCGCUGUAGUCUAUGGAAUCGUUGGAGUCUUCUACUUCACUCUUUCCCUUACCGGAGCCUUCGCCUUCGAGCACGUGCAGGACAUCUACACCCUUAACUUCCUCCACGACGACAACACUUCUUUAGUCUACUCCAUCAUUGACUACUUCUUGGCUCUAUUCCCAAUCAUCACUCUCACCUCCAGCUACCCUAUUAUCGCUCUAACACUGAUCAACAAUUUUAAAGUGGUCAAAGACAUUUUGUGUCCAAAGACUGGGCAGGAGAACGAGUCGCUUCUCGAAGCUGAUAACCAGGUUGAGGACAAUGAUACCGAUGAUGAGCGCGAGGCCAGAAAUGGGAACCCUAAGACGAUUUUCGACGUACUCGUGCCAACGCUGGUCUUGGCUCUUCCAACUUUUUUGAGUUUGCUCACCGAUGACAUGUUGCUCCUAGCUUCAAUUACUGGAAGUUUCCCAGGAGUCGCUGUCCAAUUUGCAAUCCCAUGCCUCUUGGUCACCGCUGCUCGUAAACACGCCCGAUCUGUUCUCAACUUCCCGGUGCCACGCAAGAACAACAGCCCAUUCCAAAGCCGCUUCUGGAUUAUGCUUAUCUCGUCGUGGGCCGGCUUCUCAAUGAUUAUGGUGCUCUUGAAUCUGGUCGGUGUCAAGUUCUAG
Molecule: messenger RNA, 1479 nt
Organism: Caenorhabditis briggsae
Lineage: Eukaryota; Metazoa; Nematoda; Chromadorea; Rhabditida; Rhabditidae
Exons: 10
Coding region: 1-1479 (492 amino acids)
Source: RefSeq, a predicted model, not a curated record